AUGUCUUUCACAAUUUACCUAUUAUAUACGAUAGCUUUUGUGGAUCUUCUAGCAGUUGGUCUUAUUAUACCUUUAUUGCCCAACAAAGUGCGAAGUUUAGAUGGAAACGAAAUACAUGUCGGUUUACUGGGAUCAUUAUAUGCAGGGUGUCAGUUAGGGUCUGGUCCGCUUAUUGGUAGUUUGAGUGAUUUAAAAGGACGCAAGCCAGUUCUGGCAGGGACGUUAAUAAUUAGUGGUCUAGCAUAUGCAAACCUUGGUUUUAGUGAUUCUAUAUUUGUGAUUUUGGUGAUCAGAAGCAUAUUAGGAAUAUUUAAACAAACCCAAGUGUUGACAAGAGCCCUUGUACCUGAUUAUGAAAAAGAUCAAUCUUUACAAGGUGGUAUAUAUGGCAAGAUGGCUGCCAUAUCCGGUGUAGGCAUAACAUUAGGGCCUGUGAUUGGCGGCCACAUAGUUGAAGACUAUCCUAAUCUGGGUUUCAUGUUCAUUGCUAGUGUUGUUGGCUCUUGUUUCAUUCUGAAUGCAUGUAUUGUUUAUUUCAGUCUUCCAAAUAUAAGCACCACUAAAACAAACAACAGUCCAGAAAUAAAAACUAAUUUAAUCCAUAGAUUAUUUCAGAAUGUUCAUCAAUCAGUAGUAGAAUUAUAUCAUAUCGAGUGUAUUUACGUAAAACAAGUUCGUGCCGCUGUCAGUUACAGCCACAGAUUAAAUAUAUCAGUGCUUAGUGCUGCUAAUAAUCUGUAA
Arctia plantaginis is the source of this 741-nucleotide messenger RNA. NCBI's taxonomy places the organism in Eukaryota, Metazoa, Arthropoda, Insecta, Lepidoptera, Erebidae. The record is from the annotation of a GenBank genome assembly.